Molecule: messenger RNA, 1199 nt
Organism: Poecile atricapillus (Black-capped chickadee)
Lineage: Eukaryota; Metazoa; Chordata; Aves; Passeriformes; Paridae
Gene: FXYD2
Product: FXYD domain containing ion transport regulator 2
Exons: 6
Coding region: 24-293 (89 amino acids)
Biological process (GO): monoatomic ion transport; regulation of sodium ion transmembrane transporter activity
Cellular component (GO): membrane
Molecular function (GO): sodium channel regulator activity
Source: RefSeq, a predicted model, not a curated record
UACACCGAGGCCAUUAAUGUUUAAUGAGGUUUGUCUCCCAAUUAAUGCGCUUUCCCGUGGGUGCCCACUCGCAGAGCGAGGCGCCCGCAGGACGACACGCCGAGGCCAUGGGUGACGAGCAAGUGCCCGAGCAGGGCCAGGACAGGUUCAGCUACGACUAUGACACCAUCCGCAACGGGGGGCUGAUCUUCGCCGUCGUGGCUUUUGUGAUCGGGCUCCUCAUCAUCCUCAGCCAGCGGUUCCACUGCGGAGGGAGGAAGAAGAGGAGACAAGGGAGUGAGGAAGAGCUGUAGGCGCAGAGCUGCAAUGCCACCGUGGAAGCGGAGCUCCAGCCGAAGCCCAGGAGUCCUGGCCAGUGGCCACCCCUCAGCCCGCUCCAGUGGAUCCAUUACCCCGCAAGGCCACAACGCAAAUUACCCUCGUGCUUCCCCCUCUCUCAGACACAUCAAGAGUUCCUUGGCUAAUAAAGUUCAAGCUCCGCGAGGUUAAACUGUGUGCCUGAGGCGUUUGAAUCGCCCACUCUCCUGGCCCGGCGCCAAUCACUUUUCUGCCCUGCUUUCCACCCCAGACCCAGGAAAGGUUCCCGCUGGCUCCUCCGCAGCCCGAGGCACGGAGCAGGCGGCUGCCUCCGCCUUGGCUUUGCUCCGGAUGUUUCUUCUCCCAACUGCAGGUCCUGGAUCCUGCGGCAUUUGCCUUUCCCUUGGGAUGCCCAGGCAGCCGCUGGCAGCACUGUGGGGCUCUUUGUGCGCGCGUGUCUGGCUGGGAUGGGGUUAAUUCUGUGCCUCGCAGCCCUGGCGGUGCUGGGUUGUGUGUUGGCAGCUAGGAAGGUGUUGGGAACACUCCAGUGCUGGCUCCUACAGCUCCCACAGCAGCAGCGCUGUCCCUUCACCAUCCCCUCAGCAGCACUCCGGGGUGGGCAGGAUCCUGGCAGGGGACACGGCCAGGACAGCCCCAAACUGGCCAAAGGGACAUUCCAGACCAGGUGACACCUGCUCGGGUACAGAACAAAAGGGAAAGGAGGAGAAAAGGGGGGUGUUGGUGAGUUACAACUUUUGCCUUGCAGAGCGAACCUGACUUGCCGGGAAGGGGCUGGGCAGCGCCUGCGGAUGGCAAGCGAAGAAUUUCAGCCUUCUGGGUUUUUUCCUUUUCUUGUGCUCACGCUCCCUCUCCUUUCACUUUAUAAACUGCCUUUAUCUUGA